Phascolarctos cinereus (koala) is the source of this 4007-nucleotide messenger RNA. It is a transcript of the gene SLC13A3, whose product is annotated as solute carrier family 13 member 3. Lineage: Eukaryota; Metazoa; Chordata; Mammalia; Diprotodontia; Phascolarctidae. Gene Ontology annotation, molecular function: citrate transmembrane transporter activity; sodium:dicarboxylate symporter activity; succinate transmembrane transporter activity. Gene Ontology annotation, biological process: citrate transport; succinate transmembrane transport. The record is from RefSeq and is a predicted model, not a curated record. Gene Ontology annotation, cellular component: plasma membrane.
CUGCUGGCCCCGCGCUUAGUUGGGUCCCGGGUCCGGGUUCUGCCGGGCUAUGGCGGCGCUCGGGGCGCUGGCCACGAAGUUGUGGUGCAUCCGGCGUCUGCUGGUGCUGGUGGCCACUCCGCUGGUGCUGCUGCCCAUCCCCUUCAGCCUCCCGCCCCAGGAAGGAAAAUGUCUCUUUGUCAUCCUGCUGAUGGCACUCUACUGGUGUACAGAGGCUCUGCCCUUGUCGGUGACUGCUCUGCUCCCCAUCAUCCUCUUUCCCUUCAUGGGCAUCUUGCCCUCCAGCAAAGUCUGCACCCAGUAUUUCCUGGACACUAACUUUCUCUUCCUCAGUGGGCUAAUCAUGGCCUCUGCUAUUGAGGAAUGGAACCUGCACCGGAGAAUCGCCCUAAAGGUGCUGAUGUUGGUUGGGGUCCAGCCAGCCAGACUCAUCUUAGGAAUGAUGGUGACCACCUCCUUCUUGUCCAUGUGGCUCAGCAACACAGCCUCCACUGCCAUGAUGCUCCCCAUCGCCAAUGCCAUUCUGAAGAGUCUGUUUGGGGAGAAAGAAGCUGGGAGAGACCUUGGCUGGGAAAACGAAGAGAAUAUGGCUGCUGUCCAGAGAAAUGGCCUGCGCACCAUCCCCAAUGAAAUGCAGUUUCUGGCCAGCACAGAGGACAAAGGCCUACCAGAGGAUGUGGAGGCCCCGCCGGAGAUUGCCACUGCCACAAAGAAGGAGGAGGAGUACCGAAGAAACAUCUGGAAGGGCUUUCUCAUCUCCAUCCCCUAUGCAGCCAGCAUUGGAGGCACAGCUACCCUCACUGGCACCGCCCCCAACCUCAUCCUGCAGGGCCAGCUGAAGAGCUUUUUCCCACAGUGUGACGUGGUGAACUUUGGAUCCUGGUUUGUAUUUGCCUUCCCCCUCAUGCUGCUUUUCCUGCUCGUCGGCUGGCUCUGGAUCUCCUUCUUGUACGGCGGCAUCAAUCUAAGGGGCUGGAGGACAAAAAAGUCACAAAUCCGAGCAGACGCUGAAGCUCGAGCCCGAGCUGUGAUAAGGGAAGAUUACCAAAAUCUGGGCCCAGUCAAGUUUGCAGAACAAGCGGUCUUCUUCCUCUUCUGUUUGUUUGCCAUUCUGCUUUUCUCCAGGGACCCAAAGUUCAUCCCUGGCUGGGCCAGCCUGUUUCCCCCUGGAUUUCUUUCUGAUGCUGUCACAGGCAUCUCUAUCAUCACGGUGUUGUUCUUCUUCCCAUCCCAGAAGCCUGCUCUCAAAUGGUGGUUUGACUUGAAAGCUCCCAACACGGAGAUGGAGCCCCUGCUGACUUGGAAGAAGGCCCAAGAGACGGUGCCUUGGAACGUCAUCCUCCUGCUGGGUGGGGGCUUUGCAAUGGCUAAAGGAUGUGAGGAGUCAGGGCUGUCAGCAUGGAUAGGUGGGCGGCUGCAUCCCUUGGAGAAUGUGCCACCAGCCAUUGCAGUCCUGCUUAUCUCUGUGGUGAUCGCCUUCUUCACUGAGUUUGCCAGCAACACAGCCACCAUCAUCAUCUUCCUCCCAGUUCUUGCUGAACUGGCCAUCCGUCUUCGAGUCCAUCCCCUGUAUCUGAUGAUCCCAGGCACCGUCGGCUGCUCCUAUGCUUUUAUGCUCCCAGUGUCAACACCACCCAACUCCAUCGCCUUUGCUUCUGGACAUCUGCUGGUCAAAGACAUGGUACGAACAGGCCUCCUGAUGAACCUCGCAGGCGUUUUGCUGCUUAACUUGGCCAUAAAUACAUGGGCCCAGAACGUCUUCCAGCUGGGGACCUUCCCAGCCUGGGCAGAGGAUCACUCAAGCAAUGUGACCACACUUCUCCUUGAUGAGUACAACACCACUCUUCGGCCCCUCCUCAAUGUCUGAGCCCCUCCCAGUAGGGUUGCUCGAAGGACUCACUUGGAAUGGGGCCCUUCCCAUCCCAGCCAGGCCCUCCCAGAGGGCAUCUCCCACACCUGGUGCUCAUCUGCAACUGGCUAGUCAAGCAAUUUUGUUUCUGAUCAAAUAACUACCAGGUGAAGAAGACCUUCAGGACUUCUGCAGAGGACACAUUCCUCCUCUACCAACACCCUCCACUCCAGCCCCCGACUCUCACAAUACAGGGCACAGCUACACCUUGGACCAGAUAUUCCAGGGAGCUACUUCCUUUACCCCCAAGGUCUCUCAUUAGUAUUCAGUUGGGCCUUGUUUCUGUAGGCCUCAGCAGCUGUUGAAGGAUUUGGGUUGCAAGAAAUCUUCUUUCUGUGCCCCUCCAUGGUUUACAAAGUGUUUUUUCACACAAGUAUCUCAAGUGUUAUUAUGCCCAUUUUACAGAUAAAGAAACUGAGGCUCUGAGAUAGGAAGCUACUUGCCCAUGGUCAUAGUUAGAGUUAGAUGCAGAAUUUGUACCCAGGUCUCUUGACUCCACAUUCUGCACUCUGUCCACAACACCAUGUUGCCUUCCCAAUGAGGCACACGGCCUCCUAUAAAUUUAGAUUAAGAUGAGUCAGUAGCUCUCCUGCCAUGGCCACCUCUGCUCCUUGGGUUGGCACUGAAGUAGAGUAGAAAAUAUUACUUGACAGAUAAGAAUUUGCAUUUCUUUUACAGGAUGUUCUCCUCAUUAGAUUAUUUCAGUUCCUACAAUGGUUUUUAGAACUAUCAUUUUUAUAUCAUAGUGCCACCAAAUUUCAGAAAACCUUUUUUAUUUUGGAGCCAAGUUAAAUUCUAAGCACAUGUACACACGUGUGUGUACAUACACACAGCGCACCAACACACACACACACACACACACACAGAUUAAGUGGGCUUUUGCAGAAUGCCCCAUUGUCAAUUGAGUACAGGGCCACAGAAUCAUAGAUUUCAGAGGCCACCUAGUUUCACUCCCUCCUUUUACAGAUCAGGAAAUGGAGGCAUCUCAAACAGGUCAGUGUCACAAGGGAACAAGGGAAUAGUUAAAAUGGAGUAUGUUGAUUUGGAUAUCAAGGCCGUUGAGUCUCUUGUGCAGAAUCACACAGAUGGAAGGGACCUUGGAAACUUCUAAUACAACCCUCCCUGAGCAAGAAUCCCUUCUUCAGCAUCUCAUGGAGGAGUAUCUGGCCAUUGCUUAGAAAUCACCAGUGACAGGGAACUGCCACCUCCCAAAGCAGCCCUUUUCCAGUUAGGGACAACUCCAAUUAUUGAAAAGUUUUCCCUGACAUGAAGUCAAAAUCUGCUCAACGUCUAUCAAGUGCCCCUAGUUUUGCCCUCAGGAGCCAAAGUGAGUGAGUCUCACUUUUCUUUCCAUGCAACAGACCUUUCUUUCAGCUUAAACACCCUGUCUCUCUGGUUAGCACUGCUGCGGCACCAUCCCUAGUCUUCAGACCUUUUAAAAAGAGGAUUAAAAACCAAUCUAGAAACCCCACUCAGAGACCUUAUCCCCCAAGCAGGAGAUAAUCUAAAGAUGUGGUGACUAAUUCCCAGUCCAAACUGGGCAUUUUAGACAGGACUGCCCUGCCAUCUCCAGCAUCCCCCUGAGCAAAAAAGGCUAACCCUUAACUGAAGGACCAGAUCCGGUUCAUUCUGAUUUUCAGAACUUCAAGUCCUGGGUCAGAGUUGUGACUUGGACACCCCCAUCUCUCUUGGGGAACCACGACUCUCUCUCUCUCUUUUUUUUUUUUUGCAAAGCACUGUGAUAGUAGCAGAUUUCCAGAACACAUAAUCAGGGAGGCAGCGAGAACAAACACACCUACAGUGGGCUUCUCACACCGAGAACAUCCAGGAGCAAAGGGUGAAAGACAUACAAUAUGGCUCAGAAUUCUCAGUCUGAGACAGUGACUUUCUCUUUCCCCCUCACACAUGCACACUGACUUCCCCUUGGAGUGUUUAUAGAAAGGAGAGGUACGUCCUUACACUUCUGGGCCAGACCUUCCCCCUCCUAAUAUAUAUACUUCCUUCAAUGGGAUGAACCUUGCUGGAAGUUAGUACAUGCUAUCCCAAGCAAUGUUAUUUAAAUUUAUGAGAGGAAAAAAAAUUGCUGAUCUACCACAAA